Messenger RNA from Gamsiella multidivaricata, 1585 nucleotides. RefSeq lists its product as uncharacterized. The annotation marks the transcript as partial. NCBI's taxonomy places the organism in Eukaryota, Fungi, Mortierellomycota, Mortierellomycetes, Mortierellales, Mortierellaceae. The record is from RefSeq and is a predicted model, not a curated record. The transcript has a single exon. Gene Ontology annotation, molecular function: nucleic acid binding; zinc ion binding.
AUGGUUGCACAAACCCGCCAGCAGGCAGUCAAGGUUGCUCGCACGGCGGAACAGGCAAAGGUGACAGCAGCAGCAGGCCUUUCGUUUGACGGUUCCGGUCCGAAAGGCAAGAGCAAGAUGAAGCAGAUCAACAGAAAUGCAGAUGAGGGAAAUGCAGAGAUCUCAUUGGCACGUCGGACCAUCGCUCGAGAUGAGCAUGGACUUUUGGUAAGCACUCCACCCCCACCCCCAGUUGUUUCCUCCUCGGACAGGGCUGUUAACGACGGGGCUGAGGACAUGGAAGUAACCAUGGACGAAGCUGAGCACACUCAGAGCGUUGAGACGACUGAGAACAAGGGUCCAGGAGAGGAUGCUGCCAAUGGCGAAGGCUCUACUGAAGCCAUUGCAGGGGAUCAUCCAGAGGAGAGUGUGCGUUUCGAUGACAUCGUCGAGGAUAUCGACGAAGACGACCCAGGUAGUUUCCAAGUGAUUCGACGCACCCGCGAGAAGUUCAACAGGGUUCUGGUCCCUCUAUCUUCUCUGCGUGGCGAAACAACUGAAGAAAAGCGGGAGGACCUGAUGGGGAUGCUGAAGGCGGCCGAGGUCAGUGUUUUGGCAAGGAUCAAGACAAAGAAAUUCGAUGGCGAACAUCUUUAUUCGGUGUCAGUGGAGACAGAGGCUCAAGUUCAGGAGCUGCUAAAAAUGAGGACUGAGAAUGCGGACGGAGCCCGCGCUUUCAUCUUCCGCCGCGCGAAUGACGACUGGAGUCAGGACCGCCGUCGACGAACAGUGGAGGUGUGCGGACUUCCCCCACGCAUAACGGACACACUGGUCCGCUUGUCAUUGCAGAAAUAUGGAGAGAUCGAGGACAUUUCGCGUCACAUUUGCAGCCGCGGUAUCAAGGUAACCCUUGCAGUGCGUUUCACGUCCCAAGCGGGCAUUGAGAAAUUGGUAGAAGAGGGCACUACCUCUCUCUUUGUGGGCAAUGAACACGCUCGUUUGGGUCGCCUUGGUGCCGUGUCAUUGCAAUGGAACACGAGGCAUGUAUGCAAACUGGCGGGCUUGCCUUCUCAGACGAGCCCCCUCGAUCUCUCGGAUUUGUUGGAACUGAAGGCUAUUUACAUUGAUAUACCCAAAGUAUUUGUGGAUAAUCAAAUAAAAUACCGACGAGAGGCGUAUGUUUACUUCAAUUCUGAAGAAGACAUGAGAACUGCAACAGCCAAUCCUAUCAAGCUAGGAGACAGGAUUUUGGAGUGGUGCAAGACUGGCCACAAAGUUUGUUACUCAUGUGGUUCGAGUAGGCAUCUCAGAGCCGAUUGUACGACGCGUACCGAGAACAAGGAACGAUAUCUUCAUGUGGAGGCGGUGAGGAAAUACAGUCAAGGACAGCCGCUGCGAGUGAGUUCUUCGCGGUCGUACGCCAAAGUCGCCAGCACCAACGCUCAGAAGCAACCCGCACAGGCUGCAUCAACCAACGCAGGCACCAGUGGCGCCAUUGUGGAGGAGACGACGCUCAACACAAACACAGAUGUUAUUGCCGCGAUCCUGGAGCAAAUGCGUCAGGACCGAGAGAGAGCUGAGGCCCAGUUCAAGACCAUGAUGCACU